Molecule: messenger RNA, 498 nt
Organism: Photinus pyralis (common eastern firefly)
Lineage: Eukaryota; Metazoa; Arthropoda; Insecta; Coleoptera; Lampyridae
Exons: 1
Coding region: 1-498 (165 amino acids)
Biological process (GO): DNA integration
Molecular function (GO): nucleic acid binding
Source: RefSeq, a predicted model, not a curated record
AUGCUUGCGUCUACAGUGAUAAAUGUAUUGGACGAUUUGUUCGCGUCAUACGGACUACCCUCGUACCUAGUUACGGACAAUCAAUCUACAUUUGUGAGUGCCGUGAUACAAGAAUUUCUACAGAAACGUGGCAUUAAGCAUAGGACUAUCGCACCGUACCAUUGCGCCACCAAUGGACUUGCAGAGCGGAUGGUAUCAGCAAUGAAACUGUGCCUGCGUACGCUCAACCUCAAUGAGGGUAAUGCUCCAGAGAAAUUACGUACAUUCCUAGCAGCAUACCGGCGUGGCCCACAUCCUACUACGGGCGUAAGUCCAGCAAUGGCGUUCCUUAAACGCGAAGUGAAUACGCCGCUAAGUUUACUGACAAAUCCCAGUGUAUCCCCUACAAUUGAGAAACGCGCUCAAUUGUCGUACGAAUACCAUGACCCAGUCUUCCUGAGGGAUCUAAAGUCGCAGUCAAGGAUGAACCCUUACGUAAAUGGAAGUUGGGAUACGUGA